CUUAAGGCUUAUCCUAGGCCACACAUCCAGAAUAGGAAAGCAAACGAAAGGCUGGGCCUCAUGUCUUUUGGCUAACCACACGGUCUUCUUCAACAUCACUUCUUCUCGGUCUGCAAAGUCGUUUAACUGAUAGAUAGAUUUCCUUCGUCUUUCUUUUUUUCUACUCUGAACUUUACAUAUGUAAAUGUCUUCGCUUUGUCCCUUCUUUCGACCUCUCCUUCCUCUAUGGAGGCACAAGAGCGCACGUUACUUGGUUAUUCUCCACUGCAGGACGAAGAUUAGCUUCAAACCUUGCGUGUUUUCUUCUUCAUCCAAUGAUGAUUCAACUUCACUUCCUAAGCAAAGCGAAUUGGGUUAUGAUCCUUCAGAGGUGCUAUUUGGACUCUCUGUUGAUCCAAAACCAAGCAAUGCCCUUCCAGAGGCACUGAAACCAAGAUCGUGGUUUGGCCCAAAUGGUCAGUACAUCAGAGAGCUUCCUUGUCCAAGUUGCAGGGGAAGAGGUUAUACUCCAUGUACAGAGUGUGGAAUUGAAAGAUCAAGAUCAGACUGUUCUCAAUGUAAUGGAAAGGGUAUAAUGACUUGUUGUCAGUGCUUGGGAGAUCGUGUGAUAUGGGAAGAGUCGAUUGAUGAGCAACCAUGGGAGAAAGCUCGUUCAAUUUCUCCACUCAAAGUAAAAGAGGAUGAUGAGGUAGACAACCUAGAUAUAAAUCUGGAUGUGAAGAAAAAAUCAAAGCGUGUUUACCAAUCACCAUCUCCUGAAGUUGGAUUGAAGAUCAGCCGAUCACUAAAAAGUCUCAAUGCCAAAACUGGACUAUUUAGUAAAAGAAUGAAGAUCAUCCAUGGUGAUCCUAUGCUUCAAGCUCAAAGGGUGGCUGCCAUUAAGAAAGCAAAAGGAACUGCUGCAGCAAGGAAGCGUGUUUCUGAAGCUUUGAAAGCUUUUUUUAGUGACCCAGAGAACCGUCGUAAGCGGAGCAUUUCUAUGAAAGGAGUUAAAUUUUACUGCAGGAAUUGUGGCCGGGAAGGGCAUAGAAGACACUACUGCCCUGAAAUUAGAGAUAGUUCAACAGAUAAGCGGUUCAAGUGUCGAAUAUGUGGAGAAAAGGGCCAUAACAGAAGAACUUGUCCAAUGUCAAGGUUGAGCAAUCAUAGAAGGCGUUGCAAGAUUUGUGGCAAAAGUGGUCAUAAUCGUCGUACAUGUCCUCGAGUGAAAGGGGUGAGAGACAUUUUGACUUUGGGAAGUAGAAUAUACACUUGCAGGUUAUGCCGAGAAAAAGGGCACAAUGUAAGGACAUGCCUUGGUAAAAAUAAAGCCAUCAAAUUAUGAUCUUCAAUUGGAAGAAGCAAGCGAGCAACCUGUUCCUCAGUGAUUGUGCUGGAACAGUAGACGAAACAACAGAAAUUAGAAAAGUUAUUUGUAGCACGUGAACCAGUUGCGUUGCGUCUCUAUUUCUUAAUCUUCCUUUGGCUGGAUUUGACUAUGGUGUCCUACUUUCGCUUUUGAUUUGAAGCUUAUGUGAACUGAUAGCUUAGGUGAAGUCAAACUCUCCAUUAUGAUUCGGAAAAUAGGAAAUUCUAAGAAGCUAUUUAGGAAUGAAAACAGUACAGUUUUUACUCUACAGAAUGCAAAUAUAUCUUCUAAACUGACUUCUUUUACCUGGUAGUCUCCAAGGUGGCCAUUUUAGAUAAAUUUAUAGUAUUUCUUGGUCGUAUUCUUCUGCUUCAUUGCUGUCAUUAUAGUUUACCGAAUGAAAUUAUAAAAUUCAUAAAUGGGGUGGGGGAAUUAUAUAUUUUUCUUGCUUCAUGAUUGUAUUAGGCAGUGUUCCAUUACUGUUUCCAGUGGCAGGAAACACUAAAUUAAAUUGACUCUGAACUUGUUAUGAUGUUAUAAUCUGUCUCUCCUUGAGAAUGUGGAGACUGAAAUGUUAUCAUAUCUUCGUGUAGAAAAGGUGCGGGACAGUGAUGCAGAAGCUUUCCAAUGAUGACAAAGAAACUAAACAUGACACUGGUUUGUCGCCAAAUACAAGGAUUCAUUGUCAGUCGAUAGACUUGGCAUUCAGCCAUUGUCCUUUCCUCAUAGAUUACAAGUCUUUGUUUCAUUCAUAGUUGACUGAUGAUCCCAUUAUCUUUACAUUCCACAUACACGAGUACAAUUUAAUUUAUGAUACAAAACAAAACCUGGGAUCGGUUGACAUCCUCUGCCUCUAUGUCAACAAUCAACAAAAUCGAGAGGAGAAAUAAAUAACUUAAUCUACUCUUUCUUGUUAGUUAAGGUAAAGAACUAAAGAAGGCAAGUUUGUUUUUUUUGUUCAAGGAAAGAUAUGACCCUUACGGAAAGGAGAGGAAAUCUUAGCUUAAAACUAGAGCUUCUAUGUCCUCAUAAAACCUCUUUAAUCAUUAGGUUAAGAA
Messenger RNA from Durio zibethinus, 2406 nucleotides. Its product is annotated as zinc knuckle (CCHC-type) family protein. The record is from RefSeq and is a predicted model, not a curated record. NCBI's taxonomy places the organism in Eukaryota, Viridiplantae, Streptophyta, Magnoliopsida, Malvales, Malvaceae. Gene Ontology annotation, molecular function: nucleic acid binding; zinc ion binding.